AGCUUAACUUGAAUAAUUUCAACGACUGUCGACAAACGACCAAACUUAUCUGUGGACGAAAUUGACAUUUACCAUAUAAAUAAAAUAUUUAAUUUUAUUUAUGUUUAAACUCGUGUCUCGUACGAAAAUAAAUAAACAUGAAGUUUAAUAUAUAUAAUGGAAGCUAAAGUACAAAAGCAUAUCAUUGAUUACUUUUCUUUUUUCGAAGAAUUCUUCAAUAAGUCCAAAACGUGUUUGAAAAUUUGCCAAAACUGCGCAAUAUCUAUUAAUAAAUUGAUACAUCGUUGCAAAAAUAUAAAAGAGGCUAACUUGUCCGGAACCCCUCUGGAAGAAUUUGACGGAUUGCAAAGAAAAUUGAUAUCGGUUUUACAUAACCUAAUAUCUGAAGAAGUUCGAGAAAUUCAAAGUCAACGAUCGGAACUUGAAGAAUCCUUUGAAAUACUCUGCAGUAAACACAGAUGUUUGUUAGAAAGUUGCAAAGAGAUUGACUUAUCUCACCAAACAUUGCUUACAAAAGGCACUCCUCUCCAACCCCCUUUGGAACAGUUGCUAGAAUUUGCAGGAGAAACUAUUACAUUUGGUAGUCAAAUUUGUGCUCAAAUUGAGACCUCAUUAAGUGUUUUAUCAUUCAAAGCUCUUAACACAAUUUUCUUUGCCGAUAACUUUAAAAUACCAGCUGACUGGCAGAAUAAAAUACCAGAAAUCUUAGCUUAUACAUCAUUCUGCUCAGAAAAUAUUAUUUAACAAUGGAUCUGCUUGGUUCCAUCUUGAAUUCUAUGCAAAAGCCCCCAUCUACAAGUGAGGCACAAAAAAAAGCAAUUAAGAAGCAUAAGGAAGCAUUGGAACAGAAGCAGAAAGAAGAAAAAAAUAUUCUUAAUAAAUUUUGUAGACGUGUAGAGGAGAAAAUAAGUAACUUUAUAAUGGAUGGUACAAAGCCAUAUUUACAAUUUGAUCCCAUGGAUCAAAUGUAUAGAUCAGUUAUUAGAGAUGUCGCCACAACAGCUGGAGGCCAAGUAUACUCCUUUGGACAAGAGGGCAUUGACAGAUAUUGUGUUGUUUACUUAAAAGAGAAAGGGCCAUCGGAGGAUGAACUCACGGUUCGCAGGGCAGGGGGUAUAUGGGAUGAUGAAAAAGCAGCAGAAAUGGCACAAAGACGCUUGGAUAUGGAAAAACAAGCAGCUUUAGAUAAUGAAGAAGAGAAGAGCAGAAAACGAAAGCAUGGUAAAGAGGAGUUAAGCGGUACUUUUUAUAAGCAGAAAUAUGCACAUUUAAUAGGUCAGGAAGCAGCUAUAGAUGCAGCCCAGAAAACUAAUAUGAAUAAAAGUUAUGGAGAAGUACCAAGUGAGAAUAAAAAAGAUUUACGUUCUAUUGAGCAAACUAUGGCAGAUAUUAAAGCAAAGAAAGUUAAAAAAGCAGAAAUUGACAAACAGAUGGACAGAGAAGGUAGCGUUUGAUUUUUAAUUUACUUCUAGUGGAAUAGCUUUACUUAGCAAUAAACUUAGACUCUUCCAAUUAUGUUAAGUUUAAGGUUCAAACACUUUUUAUUGUACUAGAACCCAAAUUCUUAAGUCUUACAAAUUCAAUUUACAAUACUAAUAUUUUGUUAUCACCUACGAAUUACGAAGUCAAGAUAAAAUUCAUGCAAUUAUAUGAAGUUGAAGGUAUAGUGAAAUCUGUGGUGCUGUAUUGUUUACAGAAAUACAAUUAUGUCACAUUUUUUCUGCUACUCAUGCAGACUUGUGGUAGUAAACUAAGCAAUAAUAACGAUCCAUUUAAACAAUAAGACUGUAUCAAAAUUCUAUAGUAUAAGUUAAAUUUUAAACGCUUAGAAAUAUAUACUAAAUAUCAAUUAA
Messenger RNA from Vanessa atalanta (red admiral), 1853 nucleotides. Its product is annotated as sperm-associated antigen 7. The record is from RefSeq and is a predicted model, not a curated record. NCBI's taxonomy places the organism in Eukaryota, Metazoa, Arthropoda, Insecta, Lepidoptera, Nymphalidae. The transcript has 3 exons. Gene Ontology annotation, molecular function: nucleic acid binding. Bases 747 to 1454 code for a protein of 235 amino acids.